This is a messenger RNA of Naegleria fowleri, 3525 nucleotides long. RefSeq lists its product as uncharacterized. Bases 1 to 3525 code for a protein of 1174 amino acids. Lineage: Eukaryota; Heterolobosea; Eutetramitea; Acrasida; Naegleriidae. Gene Ontology annotation, molecular function: protein binding. The transcript has a single exon. The record is from RefSeq and is a predicted model, not a curated record.
AUGUCCUCUUCGAACACAAGUCUUCACUCUCGGUCCCAUUCCUCUCCUUCUUCCUACCCCAACAUCAUUUUCCAACAAGAUUACAAUACCAUCACUUCAGCUAUCACUUCCAAUCUUUUCAAUUAUUCCAACAAUACUAAUAAUAACAAUAACAACAACAACAAUUACUCCCAAAUUCAUGUCUUUCCCAUCAUCAAUGGAAAACAUUCUCUCAAAACCAUUUGUCGUUAUCAUUCGGAUUUGUAUAUGAUUCGAAGAGCCAUGAUGGAUGAUUGGGUUCAAAAGAUCACGUCGUCAUCAUCAUCAUCGAUCCAUCAUCAUGACUAUUUCAAUAAUUCUGUCAUGAAUCAUACGAAUAAUAAUAACAAUAGCAAUAAUAACAAACAAGGACUUUUUCAACAACAACCAAAUUAUAUAGAGACAUUGAGUAGUGAAAUUUUGAGUGAACGAUAUUUACUUCUUCAUCAUGGAUACAGUGAGUAUGAGGAUUCGGAAGAUGAAAAUCAUCACACUGUGAAAAAUCAAUCAUCUCCUGCAAUGACUUCUCCAUUAUUGGGAAGAGUGAAUCAAACGCAUGAGAGUGUUCAUUCCAUCACGAUCGAUCCUAAUAGGAAUCGAGUCACUCCUUCGAUUGAAGUGACAUCGACUGCCACCGAGUCGACUUCCAAUUCUUCCUCUCUAUUACUUGAUAAUGUGAAAUAUUCUCGAGAACAAUUGGUGGAUUUUACAUCGACACCAUUAACUAUUGAGCAACGAGUGUUAUUUUGUAUUGAAUAUGGUUAUCUGGAAGAAUUGAAAUUUUUAUUAUGUCACGCUGCUUCUUCAUUGAAUAAUUCGAAUUCACAACAAGGAGGAUAUUCGAUGACUUCAGGAACUUCAUCACUCUCUUCUUCAUUAUCUUCCUCUUCCUCUUCGUCACAGAGUCAUUUACAUAAUGCAACAACAAAUCAAAAUUCCUCAAGUACAAAUCAUUCCGAGUUAUUCUUGUCACCUCCAACUUACACAUCAUCCUCUGCAUUCUUUGAUGUGAAUCAAAUAUUUAGAGACAAGUCCAAAAACGAUCGUUCGUUGCUACAUAUGGCUGCUCGAUAUGGUCAUGUUCAUAUUAUUUCAUACUUGAUUGAUGAAUUGCAUGCCAAUCCAAACCUUACUGAUAAAUCCGAUUCCACUCCUAUAUUUUUGGCAUGUGCUCACGGACACUCCGAUGCAUGUCACGCCCUUGCUUCGAAAGGAGCUUCUCUAAAUAUUAGAGAUUUAUAUGAAAAUUUCCCAUUAAGUAUUGCAUUGAGUUGUGGUCAUUACGAAACUGCGCAAGCUCUUUUAUUGUUUGGAGCAGAUAUAAAUUUUAAAGGAAAAAGAGGAAACACUGUUUUGCAUGAAGCGUGUGAAGCAAAUGAUUGGCAACGCGUUGAUUUCAUACUGAGUUCGAAUGGUGGAGGUUCUGUCAAUGUUGCCACAAAGAAUCGAUUUGAUGAAAAUUGUUUAUUCUCUGCACUUCCAUAUCCAUCGUUAUUGUAUCGAUUGUGUGAAAGAUUUUAUAGACAAUCGACACCAGAAGAAUUUCAAAGAUGGAUUCGAUCAGAAGAUCAAUACGGAAAAACUCUCUUACAUGUAUGCGCUCAAAAUUUAUAUUUUAUUUCAUUUUGCAUUUUGGUGAAUUAUAUUCAACCUGAUCGAUUGGCAUCCUUUCUGAGUUGCAAAGAUCGAGUGAAAGGAAAUACUAUACUUCAUACAUUGGUGUCACAAAUUGGAAAUUCUCCAGUGACAAACAUUGCCGGAAAUUAUAUUGGUUCUUCUUUGGAACAAGAAUAUUCAAGUGCAACAUUAUUUACAAACACCACCAAUCAUCAUUCACACCACACAAUUCAUGGUUCAUUGUCACUUCCUUCUCUUUCACCUCCUGGUAUGAUUUCAACUUUGUCUCCAAACAACAGCAACAGCAGCAGCAACAGUACGACUACAAGCUCUGCAAAUUCCACACCCCUUUUAUUUUCUCAACAACAAUACCUCUCACCUUCACAUUCUCCACUCCAAAUUAAUUCCUCAACGAAUACUUCAGCGUUUAUUACAACUUUAAAUAGCUCAGUAGACUUGUCCGAUUCGUCGUCACAUUCUCAUCACCACAACAACUUGUUAAAUAAUCACACCACCUUAUCCAAUUCAUUGAUUUCCUCCGAUUAUGGAGAUUCAUCAGAAAUGUAUUCAUCUCAGACAAGUGCAACCAAUAAUUAUCAAACACCCUUCUCUCCUCACAAGUGUUAUUUGUAUAAUCAUGACGUUCCAGGUGAUGCAUUUUUAUGGGCAUUCAUUUCAAGUGGUGAAUUAGUGGGUGGUAGUUAUAGUAACAACAACAAUAGUAGUGGUGGAAAUAAUUCUUUAGGAAUUAAUAUUGUCGAUGAACAAAAUAAUGAUGGUGACACUGCAUUGCAUUUGGCUCUUAAAGCUCAAAAUAUUUCUGUGGCGCAUUUAUUAAUUCAUGAAUUGGGAGCAAAUGUGAAAUUACAAAACAAACAACACAAAUCAGCAAAGAAAGUGGCAAAGGAAUUUGGAAUUUCUCUUCAAGAUAUUGUGAACACUCCGAAUAUUAUGGAUCUUCUUCAAAGUCAUGCAAUCAAAGAAUCCAAUCAAAACAAUCAACACAACAAUAAUCAUUCCACAUCAUUGAAUUCAUCAUCUUCUUCAAAUAGUGGCAGCGGUGGAGAAAAGAGUGCAUCCAAUCGAUUGACAGGACUUUUCAAAAAGAUUACAAAAUCCUCACCGAUGGAUACCAAUUCCAACAACAGUGGCAACAGUCAUCACUCAAAAACCAAAAAGACUUCAAUUGAAGAUUUUAAUGUUGGAACUGGAAAUUUGAGUAAUAGCACAAGUUCCUCAUUGAAUCAUUCGAAUGUGACAUCUUUGCCAUUGGUUCAACUUCCCAUAAGACCAACUAGUCCUAGUCAACAACAACAACAACAAACACCAUCUCUACUCACAUCAUCCACUCCAACACAACAAAAUGGUGUAAUUUCAAAUUCAACCAUAUUAUCGAGAGAACAAUUAGUGGCAUGGACCAAUCAUACGGCUUUUAAUUUGGGAAUUGUCGAUUCAUGUUAUAUGAGAAUAUUUGAUCGAAUUAAUUCAUUGGCCAAGUCGAUCUUUCGUGCUGCUCAUAGCAAAUCGAAAUCAUCUUCAGCAUCUAUUGUGGAUUGGAAUAUUGGAAUUUACAUCUUCGAAGAGAGUAUUGAAGCAUUGGAAGAAUCAUUCGAAUACGAAAGAAGAUUAUUUUUGGAAUGUGGCAUGAAGAGAGAAUUAGUGGAGGAGCAUGUGAAAGAUCACGAAUGUAUUUCGCAAUGCUUGCUUGAUCUAUUGGAUGAAUACAAGCAACAUGGAACAGAGUCAAUCUUGGAAGAGUUUUUGUUCUACAUGAUUUCACAUGUGUCACAACAUUAUUUGUGUAUGGAUCGACUUUUGGCAAUGGAAGUGAAAGCAUUCAGAGUGGCUCCACUUUCAGAAGAGAAUGAAUUAAUGCUGGAAUAUAUUUAA